Eriocheir sinensis (Chinese mitten crab) is the source of this 1810-nucleotide messenger RNA. RefSeq lists its product as uncharacterized. The record is from RefSeq and is a predicted model, not a curated record. Lineage: Eukaryota; Metazoa; Arthropoda; Malacostraca; Decapoda; Varunidae. Bases 433 to 1200 code for a protein of 255 amino acids. The transcript has 5 exons.
AUUUUGUAAAGCCUACCGUUUUCAUCUCCUUUGUGCUACGAGUGAACGGAGAGAGAGAGAAAGGGAGAGAGUGUGAAGUGAAUAAGUGAACACAAGGACGAUGAUCUAGAGUGAACGUGAAGUAAAGUGAAGUGCAAAAAAGUGAACAAGUAUUGAAAGUGACGGCAAUUAAGCAAGCAUCCAUCAGUUUCAUCUUCCUCAUCUCAGCAUAUGUGAAUAGCAUAGAAACUUGUCAGACUUAAUUCUUUAUUUCUGCGUCAUAUUCCCUCCUCCUCCUCCUCCGCCUCAUCAUCAUCAUCAUCAUCAUCAUCCUACGACCCCUUCCCAACCACUCCCAUAUUACUCCCUCUCUUCCCCAACUCCACUCCGCUACCAAUCCCCUCAUUUGGUCUCUCCUGUUCGUAACCCGGAGUGGAGAAGCUUCAUCAGGAUAUGGCAAAGCUCGCGACGGUGAUGUUCUCUGCGCUUCUGCUUGGUUUAUGGGCGUGUAGGGAUGCAGUCCACGCCCUUAACAAUACGGACGCGCACACUCAUCCCAUGGACACCUCCACGCACUCCCAUACGCUUGGUCGGUGGAGCGGGGUGGCUGGACGGAACCUGAGCUGCGGGAGUCUGAACGAGGCGGUACGGAUGGCGCAAGUGACCAUGGAUUUUAUUGACGAGUUUAAGGAUGACUAUGCCCACGCUGCUAUCGCUAACCUCUCCUGGGACCAGGUGGACCAGCUCCUCCCUGCCUCCUAUGACGUGGACUCAAUACAGGUGUGCGUGGAAGCUAACAAGGGCUGCAUACCUGUCCUGCCCGUGCUGCCGCCCCCGCCCUACACCCCCCCUGAGACCGAGGACCAGACGAAGAGACUGAUGGUGGUGGUGAUUGGCUUCCUCCAGCGUUACUCCGUGGCGGCAGACACCCUCGUCCUCGACCAGUCCCUGUCUGAGGACGCGCGGGGGUUCCUCGACGAGAUGGUUGACCUCCAGGGUUAUAUCGAAGACCUGAUAGACGUGUUCCUCAUCCCCCUGACCUCCUGUGACCUGACCCCCGACCCCCACCUCGUGAUGGACCUGACCCGAAGGAUGCACCAGAAGGUCGAUGAGCUCAAGGUGGAUGUGAGGGGCUUCAUGGGCCUCCGCCAAAUCCGUUUAGGGCUUCUGUACCUCGUCAGUGUGUUCUCGGAGCCUACAAGAGAUCCUACGCGGGUCUAGAAUGCGACGGGGGAAGGAAGCCGUAAAGGAAAGGAGGCUGAGAGGAGGGACAGUACUUCUAGAACGGCAUUUCUUAACCUGGAGUCUACUAAUCAACUUGUAUAUCUAUCUAUUUAUCCAUCUAUCUAUAAGUCUAUCCCUCCCUCUUCUGUAUCAUUUCCUCCAUGGUGCUGAAGUUUAUUUUAGUGUGUGCUAAAAAUGAGCAUCACCCAAGUUACUAAGGCCAUGGUUAGGACGGCCAGAUAGCACAUGUGUUGUUAAUUCAGCAAAAACGACAUACAGAAGCAGCCAUCGACUAUUACCACUGUUUUCCUGUCGAUUUUAAUACGAAUGUUAUCUUUGAACCCUCAUUUUUUUAACCCAGUAGCUGCGGGGAUCAUGUUUCUUAAAGGCUCCUCUACACGAAUUAAUGAGAGAAAAAAUCAUCACUCAUGCAAACCAUUUCAUAAUUUAUAUCAACGCAUUUGUGAUCAGUUAAUGCACCAUCUAUUUUGGGGGGCUUUAUGUCAUAGCAAUAAUUUGGCCCGUCGCUGGUACACGGUGAAGACACUAAUUUGGUCAGUCGCUGCUACCGGGUUAAAGGAUGAACGAAAUAAAACAUGGAACAACA